AUGUGCGGGUCGUUUGGCCUCUUACUAUUAGUGAUAAGUCAGUCUAACAAGAGCAAAUAUUACUUUGCAACAGAAACUAAAGGUCUCCCAGAAUGUGGAGUCAGGAAGUAAGUCGACUGUGCCGGAUCCAGCCACAUAGCUAUCUCAUCCCAUCUGUUCCAGUCGACAAUACAUCAUGUUCCAGUGUAGCCGAUUUACUUGAUACUACA
This is a messenger RNA of Geodia barretti, 209 nucleotides long. NCBI's taxonomy places the organism in Eukaryota, Metazoa, Porifera, Demospongiae, Tetractinellida, Geodiidae. The record is from the annotation of a GenBank genome assembly.